Molecule: messenger RNA, 1650 nt
Organism: Pichia kudriavzevii
Lineage: Eukaryota; Fungi; Ascomycota; Pichiomycetes; Pichiales; Pichiaceae
Exons: 1
Coding region: 1-1650 (549 amino acids)
Biological process (GO): transmembrane transport
Cellular component (GO): membrane
Molecular function (GO): transmembrane transporter activity
Source: RefSeq, a predicted model, not a curated record
AUGACAGGUAUUGGAGAAGUUGUCUGGCAAUUUUUCAAGAUUGACAAGCCGUCCACUUUCAAAAGGGACUAUAUUGAUCAAUCAAUUGAUCGGGACCGUAAACCUGAAAAAUUGGGGAAGUACUCAAAGUACAAUGUUUUAAAUGCUUUUAACUGGUAUCCAUCCCACUACAGUGCAUAUGAGAGAAAGUUUUUGAUGAAGGUAGAUGUCUGUGUUUUGUUGUUUCUAUGUUUUUCUUUUUACACUAAAUAUCUUGAUAAUGCCAAUGUUGGGUCUGCCUAUGUCUCGGGUAUGAAGGAGGAUCUAAAACUACAUGGAAAUGAGUUAAACUUUUUCAAUACAUGUUACACCGUUGGUUAUGCCGUUUUUCAAAUUCCAAUUACUCUUUUGAUUACCAAACCUCAGUUUGCAAGGCAUCUUUUACUUUUUUGUGAAUUGGCCUGGGGUAUGAUGACCUUAGCAAACGCUUAUGUCACCAAUGCAAACCAAAUGUAUGCUAUUAGAUUCUUUAUCGGUGUUUUCGAGGCUUGCUCCUUUCCCGCAACAUAUGUCAUCCUUUCCAGUUUUUUGACCGAUGAAGAAUUAUUCAAACGGGCAGGGUUUUACGGGGCUUUUGCAACAGCCGGUAAUGCCAGUGCUGGUGCAUUGCAAACACGUGCUAGAGAGCACUUGGCUGGUAUUAAUGGCUUGAAGGGCUGGCAGUGGCAAUUCAUUAUUGACGCAGUUUUAACCUUUGGUAUUUUCUUGUACGGGUUCCUGUUAUUCCCCGGAAUCCCAUCAGCAUGUAAAAAGUUUGGUUUUUUCUCUGAAGACGAUAUGAUAUUUGCAAGGAAAAGACUUCAGAAUAAAAUUGCCUUUCCAAAGAAAUUUACUUGGAUGACUUUGAAAGAAACAUUGUUCACCUGGCAGGUGUACUUUGGAUCCGCCAUCUGGGUCUUACAUCAUCAAUCUUGGUACUCCAAUGGGGCCAAGUUAUAUAUGAAAAGUAAACCCGAGAUAUACACAACUUCAAUGGUUACAAAUUGGGAUUCAUAUAUGUACUGCGUUGGUAUUCCGUGUGCUAUCAUAGUUGCGCCAUUGUGCAAAUACUACGGGAAGCUCAUCCCGGUUAAUGUUGUGAUGCUGACUGCAUAUUUUGCGUGCAUUGUGUUCAUCAUUUGGAGUGUCCCAAAUAGUGUGCUUAUUGCUGCAUUCUUUUUACAACGGCCUUACAGAGACGGUUUGGCACAGGUUUAUUAUACGUGGAUUGCAACUUUAUGUAAAGACAAUGUGGAAAAAAAAGCUUUAGUUUUAAGUUGGGUUCAAGCGUUAUCGUAUGCAAUAAAUGCCUUUGCGAUACCAUUGCAAUAUAAUGUUAAAGAUGCACCUUCAUUCAAAAAAGGUUACAUUAUAAACAUUGUGUUGAUUGCUGCUUCACACGUCGUGUUUUUUAUAGGGUUGUGGCUUGACAAAUACGAUUUGAAGUAUUUUCCAGGCAUUUCUGGUAAUAGACAUGUUAAUGAAGAUGAUAUUCUGAUUGCACCAUCUAAAAGCAAAGAAGCGGAAGAGCUUGAUUUCGACAUCGAUGUCGAAAAAGAAAUCUACGAAAUUAAAGAGUCAUCUUCUUUGGAAACACCAUUGAAGAAAACACAUAUAUACUAUACUGACUAA